AAAAGAAGCUGACAAAGCAAUCAUCAGUAACUGUACGUCAGCGAAAGAGGUCCUCGCGGAGUCUGAAAAGGUCUACGAUCCGGAUUCACAGGGGUCAAAACAGGUCUUGAUGCGAAAGAUGUUCACAAUCCCCACACACAGCAACAGCAACCCCAUCGAGCACCUCUACUCACUCGAGCUGCUGUAUGCCCGCCUGCGCGAAAAGGGGCUCAAUGCUGAACAACCCUUCGUUCUCGCCCACUUCGUUGGUUCCCUCCCACCCGAGUGUCAACAAGCGAAGUUCCUGUUGGAGACAGCAACGGCGCUGGAUAGGGCCGAGAUCGUCAGGAUCGUGAGCACGGUGCACGUGAGCCUCCCGGAGGGGAGGAAGGCCUCGAGGGGCCAGCGUAGGGUGGAGCAUGCUCUCCUCCCGAGCGACGGUAGCAGCGGCGGCGGCGGCGGCGGCGGCGGCGGCAACCAGAAGGGGAGAGGGGGUGGCGCGAAGGCUGGUGGCGGCAGCGGAGGCGGCGACGAUGAUGCGGGUAGCAUGCGCGUUCGCUGUUUCCGGUGCGGCAAAGAGGGCCACCAGGUGGCCGACUGCACCGAGAGCAAGCCCGUGGGAUGUAAGACAUGCAAGGGCUACGGGCACGACAAGAGCAAGUGCCCGACCGAAGAGGCGGUGCUCGUGGUGGAAGUGCCGGCGGGGAGGGCGUCUGCGGACGCCACAGCACUGGACGUGGCAGAAGAAGCGCUGGUGGUCGGUGACAUCUCAGGCGAGUGUCACAAAGUCGUUGGUCGAGGGGGUGUAGAGCAGGCUAGGCGGGGUAGGUAUGUUGCCGAUACCGGCGCUACCACCCACAUGUUCGCGAACUCAGAUGGGUUCGUUCGUUACGAAGAGUGUGAUCGACGUGUGCGCGUCGCCGCCGGAGAAACCUUCCCUAUCGUAGGGUAUGGCGACGUGACGGUAACCCUUAGCUCGCGCGACGGUACAACCGACCUGUUGUUGAAACGGGUUGCACACGUCCCCCGACUAGACUACAACCUAGUAUCUCUCACUUCCCUCUUCGACGACGGGUUCGAAACCAAAACCCUCAACAAACACGAGUUGGAGUUGGAGAGAGGGGGGGGGGAGGUGGUGUACUUCCCCCGAUGCGGUAACCUGUACGUCCAAAACGGUUUCCGCACACACACCGAACGCGCCCGUGCCGCAAUUGCUCCUGGCAACGCGAAAGCGCCCAGCACCCCCGUUGACAUCAACGAUUUCCACUGCGCGCACGGCCACUCCCACGAGGUGCUGCUGAGGACCACGGCGAAGCAGCAGGGGACGACGCUGGUGGGCGAGCUCCGGGAGUGCCUGAGGUGCUCGGCGGCGAAGUGGCUUUCCAAGCCCAUCCCCAACAAAACGUGGACCCGAGCAGUUAAGAAACUGCAGCGAGUUUUCGUGGAUUUGAGUGGAAAAGCUAGGGUGCAGAGCUUGGGGGGAAAGUGGUACACUCUCAUUGUCAAGGAUGAUUACACAAGGUGGAACCGUGUAUAUUUCCUGAAGCACAGAUCAGACGCCGCUGAGGCAUUCGAGAGGGACCUUGCAGAAAACCGGGCAGACGGUACCCCGUCCGCUGCCAUUGUCGUGAGAUCCGACAACGGAGGAGAUUUUUUUUAGGGAGAGUUCGGCAAGGUGUGUCGGAAGUACUGCAUCAAACAGGACUUCACCCCCGCACACGGCCCUGAAUACAACGGUGUAGCUGAGAGAGCACUGGGUCUGAUCAAGGAUGCAGCACUAGCCGCCCGUAUCCAAGCGCCAACUCUUUACCCCGGAACACCGAACUACCCCUCC
This is a messenger RNA of Ectocarpus sp. CCAP 1310/34, 1813 nucleotides long. The record is from the annotation of a GenBank genome assembly. NCBI's taxonomy places the organism in Eukaryota, Phaeophyceae, Ectocarpales, Ectocarpaceae.